CUAGAAAAGAAAGUUCAAAUGGUUGUAACAUUGAGGUCUCAUUUCACUAAAAACAUCCAAUGAAUAUUAAAAGGACCAAAGGCAAGUGGAAGCUGAUGUAUAAUCAUGAGGUCAGGCUUCAGGGAGCUGCUGCGGAGGACCUCCGAUGAGUUUGCAACCCUGCUUGGGAGAGUGGAGCCACUGAUCAUCUGACAGGACACCAAUACAAGAUGAGGCGGGCCAUUACAGCCAGGGAGAGGCUCUCCUUGACCCUCAGAUUCUUGGCAACAGAACUUCCUGAUGGCCUGGCAGGUGGGAGGGAACCACAGCUGUGUGUCAUACUACAAAUAUCACUUCCCUGUGAGUUCACUUAAGAACUCUGGCUUACACCUGUUCAGGAGCCGCACUCAUUUUUCAAUAGUCGAUCACUUCUAGAAAGCAAUUCAAGUUCCUGACCUAUCUCUUUCAGUUUCUAUGCAGUGUUGAUUAUUUUAGUUGUGUUCCAGAGGGCCAUGCUGUACAUAGAGUUGAUCAGGCUGUGGGAUGAGGCUGUGCAGGCAAUAGACAGCCGGGACUGGCAGGGUGCUCUCACUAAACUCAACCAGAUCACAGAUCACAACUGUCGCACUAUGUUUGUGGUUGCUUCGACACACAUCGCCCUAGGUCAAGUGGACUUGGCCAUCAAGGCUCUUGACCAUGUAAUCGCAAAGGAUUCAUGUCUUGCUGUGGGAUUUUUUCAGAGGGCUGCUGCUCAUAUGAUGGCAAACAGGCUGGAGGAGGCAUUGGCUGAUUGUAUAUGGGCUCAGAAAUACAUGAGGGAAAAUCCUGUUAUUGACUACAAACAGCUAGGUCUUCGCUAUAAAAUGUAUAGCUGGCAGGUCCUUUAUAAUGCAGCUGCUGUCCACUCUAGACUGCAACAAUGGGACAAAGCCAGAGAAAUUUUGAUGGCAGCCUCACAGGAGAGAGGAGCGGGCCGGAGCAACCUGAUAGACACAGCUCUAGAGGCUAUUUCUAGGAGAGAGGUUUUGGAGCCUCUUCUGGUUCCUGAGGGUGAAGUGUUCCGUCCCAGGAAACAGGAGGUAGACCAGCUUAAACCGAGGGACUUCUUGGGUGAAGCUAAGGUCAUCACUUCUUUGAUUCCAAAUGAUGACUUCAGAGGCUUUGAUCCUCUCAGACCACAGAAACCCGGGUACUAUGAGCCAAAGGUAGAAGAUGGCCAGGAUUCUCGUUACAUGAUAAUGAAGAGCGCAUAUGUGGCAAAAGGGGCAGGGGAGCUAUCGGUGCCUGCAGGAGCAGAAGUGUUUUUGUAUAGUGAUGAAGACCAGGAUGGACUGGCAGUACUCAUUUAUGAUGGAAAGAGAGGUCUGGUUCCGAGUUUCCUGCUUGAACCGAUGGGCAAGAAAAACAAGGGAAAAAACAAGCGAAUUGAACUCGCCAAUGGCAUCCCACAUCCACCAGCUCUAACACCCCCAAAUCGACCCCAAGGUCCAUCUCAACGGUCAUUAGAAUUGCACCCCUUGAAUGCCGGCACUACCCACACAACUCCUCCUACAACCGGCAACUCCACCCACAUCCCUACACAGAAGGCCCAAACUUCCCCUCAGGAGCCUGGAUCAGCCAUAGUCAAGGUGCACUAUACAUACACCAUGGCUCUGAGAGUCCCUUUAGAAACUUCUUUCCAGGAUCUGCAAGACAAAAUCACUCAGAAAUUAGGACAGCCUCCAAUGAACGUUCGCCUCAGACACAGAAGGAAUGGCACCAGAGCACUAACUCCAUUAAAUGGUGAUGAUAGACUGGAUAGCCUGGAGGGUGUAGCUGAAUAUGGACGUGCCCAGAUUUGGUGUCAGAAUGAGGACCCUCUGGUGAACAGGACUAUUCUCUAUCAGAUGGUGGCACUGUAUGACUACAAUGCACAAGGCCCAGAGGAUUUGGAAUUCAGUGAAGGUGACACAAUUGACAUUCUCAGUGAAGUGAAUGAUGAAUGGUUAGAAGGGCAUGUUGCUGGAAGUAUCGGCAUCUUCCCUCGAAGUUUUGCUCAUCAGGAUACAGACAGCAUCAGUUGGGCAUCAACAGAUUGACACAGCCUCUAAACAUCUACAGUGUCUGUAUUAGCCUUCGGUGAAUAAGAACUUUUCCAUGUGCAUCGACAGUCUUGAGGGGUCCAUCUGUUAAAAAUUACAGCAUUUAUCAGAAGUUUUUUUCUAUAUGCCAAUAUGUGACUUCACCUAACUGCUGUUUCAAUGAACACACACAAUAACUUUUGAGCAUUUUCCUGUUCCAGAGGUGUUUAAAAAUUAUUUUCCAUAAUAACAUUUUCCUUGAUAUAUUUUUCCAUUUACUUAAUGUGAUUGUGGCUCUCUUUAAGUGCUUUUAACUGGAAAAUAAUAUGAUUUAGGAAUUUAAGAUGUCUAAAAUGUAUUAUGUAUAUUGGUACUGGAACAUCCAAAUUCUGUGUAAAUUACUGUAAAUGCCAACUGGAAACUCCUGGCUCUCUUUACAGAGUGAGUUCAUUGAAUAUUAAAAGAAAAGGGAGAA
This is a messenger RNA of Cyprinus carpio (common carp), 2514 nucleotides long. RefSeq names its product neutrophil cytosol factor 2-like. Gene Ontology annotation, molecular function: superoxide-generating NADPH oxidase activator activity; protein binding. Gene Ontology annotation, biological process: superoxide anion generation. The record is from RefSeq and is a predicted model, not a curated record. NCBI's taxonomy places the organism in Eukaryota, Metazoa, Chordata, Actinopteri, Cypriniformes, Cyprinidae.